AUAAUAGGAAUAUCUGUAAGAAAUAAAUAUGAGUUCUAACCUGAAAGCAGACACACAAGCCAUCAUUAAGUUGCUACAGCGCCUGCAGUACAGCGGCGUUGAGUGCACAGAAGAUGCGUGGAUCCAGCGGCUGCUGUACGAGCGCAGCACAGCCAGAGACGAGCUGCUGCAGUGGGUCGUGAUGCUGCUCAUGCCUGACACUGCUGCUCCCUCCUGGCCAGAGAUGGGUCAACCUCGCGACCAAAAAGAGCUGCUGCAGUGCCUCUACCUGCUGGGUCUGUGCCGUCAUACUGACGCAGACCUCGUGAGGGGUGAGGCUCCCCCUGGUCAACAGGCGCGCUUCUGGAAGCUGCUGCUGACGACGGCGUGCGGCCUGCGUCGCGCUGACAGACUCAAGCACUCGGCAGCUACUGAGCUGCUACACGCCCUCUACAGCAGCAGGGCCAUCGCCCAGGUCACCAAGGACGAGGCCUCCAGCUUAUUACCGGGCGACUUCCAGGAUAAGUACAAGGCAUGGAGCCGUCAUGGCAAGAACAAGGAACUUCCUGACGUCGCUCAGUCGCUGGAAGAAACUUCCGCGUCACUAGCAAACACACUGCAGGAGUUGAACGCCAUUCCGCGAGAACAUCAUGAGCUAGCAGACAGCGAGAAGCUUGCUUCUCUCACCGCCAGCCUGACAGGCGAGCUCGACAAGCUGGCCACGAGUGGGGAACUUUUCUCUCAGGUUUACACGACACACCUUGCAUCGUGGCUGCGUCAAGCUGACGAGUCGCCGCUGACGCACGGAGCUGACACCGGCGCUGCCGUACACGACGCAUACGAAAAACUCCAGCGACUCCAGAAAGCGCUGGCAGGUCUGAAGGAAAUUAGCGUGAGGACAGAAGAGCUUGCGGCCGCUGAGGCCGCCACACAGCGCCUCCUUGCGCAGCCUGCGGACGUGGCCUCAGCCGUGCGGCGCAUCGCAGCCUCAGCGCGAGAAUCUUAGAGCAAGUCACGUGCUAGUAACAUAAUUUUGAAAAAUAACUUUUAAUCUUGCCACUGAUGAAUUUGCUGAACUGGACGUUCAAUUACUUCUUCUUUGGCAAUUUUUGCUGUGGUAGUUAUAUCCUGUUGAUUGCGUUACGGUUUUUCCAAUCGUAGGAGCGAAGCAGUUAUUACCUAUACAUGGACUUUGCUAAUUGACUUCCAAUCGAUCAGAAGCUCAUGGGGAAGUUCUAGCUGCAGUUGUCCUGUCAUUGAAGACCUAAUUCUGUAAAAAUGUUCAAAGGAUCAGGAAUGCGACGGACAUGUCCUCGGAUCCGAGUUAUGACAACUAAGCGAUUUCGUCUCAUCGUCAUCCAAUGUGCCGCAUUUCAGAGCGUAAUAGGCUUCAUCAGACCAUUCAUUACCGAGACGCAUCAGUACCUCGAUAUUUAACUUUAUUGCUCGUACAAUAGUGCAACUUUGUCCAAGAAUCUUCCUUGCUACCGACAGCAAAUUAUUAAUUCCUAGUAAUAAAGUUGUUAUAAUAAUUAUACUAUCACUGCAUUCCAAAUUUGUUCUUAGAAACGAUAAAUUUGAUUCAGAACUGACGUGUAAUGAAGAUUAAACCUGUUAUAAGAAAGAGUAUUGAAUGAAGAGCAAUGCUGUUUGUAGCUUGUAUGUAAAAAGUACUUAUAAUACACAAAUAUAAUUGCAUGUACAAUCAAAAUUGAAAAUGAAACUUUGAAUAACAUGAAGUGAUAUCUAACUGGUAUAAUGGCCUUCAAAUUGGUCACAAAUUAUAUAGAAAACAACUCGUUAGGUACAGGUCGGUGAAACUGAUGAGAGUAGAAAUGAGCAGACUUAAGACAAAAUUGCCUUGAAACGAUAUCUCUUUCAGAGCAGCAUAUAUACAAAUCAUUCGUGAGAACCUUCAUCGUCAAGAAGUUUCAAAUUAAUCACCAAGAUCCCCCCAAAAACAUGUCAAUUCAAAUGACAAGAGCACUAACUGUCUAUUUUGGAUGCGCCCGCGUUGCCCAAGUGUCAUCGUCACUAGUGAUAGUGUCUACGUAUAUUGUACAGUACAAUAUAUCAAAGUAAUAAUGCAUUGAAACAACUAUUGGCAACAAUAUUUUACAAGCCAUGUUAACAAGGAACCAACUAAUUACUUCCUCUGUCAGGCAUUCUUCUUACAUGAAUACCCAUCAAUCAAGGGUAUCAGAAUAGACAGAAUUUCAGAAUAUUCAUGACAGAAUAGAGGUUUGCCAUUCAUCUGAGAAACAAAUUACCUAGACCUAAAUUCAUUUCCAGUGUCUGCUAAUUGAAUGUUUCAUUCAAAUCAUACAACUAUAAAUGUCAAACGUCCUAGUUUUCCCUGAUCACCUUCUUCCCUCGCAUGUGCACUGAUUCAACAUGUUUACUAAUCGAAUCCAGCACUCGACAUCUUUAAUCUCAACCAACACCACAUUUUGUAGUUCUGCUCUCACCCAAUGUUAGGAGUGUUACUCAUCAGAACAUAUCAAAAAGGCUUCAAAUAACAGUUAGAUGCUAUGAUCAACUUGGGGAGUUCGGUUCUCACAUGUUCAUAAGAGCAGACACGGGACUCAUGUCCAGACCGGCGUCUGCGGUAUCAGCGUCGCUGUCUUUAGACGUCUCGUGCAGGAGGACGUAUUCUCGGCUGCUGUAGCCGAAUUUCACUACGUCUUUUUCCAUGAGCUCGACGUAGGAGCGCGUCGUGAUGCGUCGAUUGUUCACGUACGUUCCGUUGGCCGAAUCCAAGUCUAUGAUGUAUGGCUUCACUGUGCGCCCUGUUAAAAUAAGAUGCUCAUGUAUAACGAUUCAGAAUAGUACGUAGGUGUUCAUAAUUAUGCAUUGUAUAUUAUCAUUGAAAAAUUGAUCAAAAUACAGAAACCUUCUAAAUAAUCCCAUUCCAAGUGAAUGUAACACAAGGAGUAAAUUGUUAUAAAUAAGUCGCUAGUUCACAGGAAUACUACUUGACUAUUGACUGAUUAAUCGAACAAUCAGGAUGAAGAUUGC
Messenger RNA from Hyalella azteca, 2997 nucleotides. RefSeq lists its product as uncharacterized. The transcript has 7 exons. Gene Ontology annotation, molecular function: microtubule minus-end binding. The record is from RefSeq and is a predicted model, not a curated record. Gene Ontology annotation, cellular component: HAUS complex. Gene Ontology annotation, biological process: spindle assembly; centrosome cycle. Lineage: Eukaryota; Metazoa; Arthropoda; Malacostraca; Amphipoda; Hyalellidae. The coding region runs from base 29 to 985 and encodes 318 amino acids.